AUGGGCCUUGUUAAACAAUCUAUCAAAGUGGGAGAGUUCCAAAGAUUUGCUAUUAAGGAGGCUUGUUGGGUUGACAUUCUCCAAUUUACGGAUGAUAUGUUGAUUGUGGGAGAUGGUAAUUGGAAGCAUGCUAGGGCCUUGAAAGCGGUGCUUCGGGCUUUCGAAUUGGUGCCGGGGCUAGGAAUCAACUUCCAUAAAAGCAAAUUAAUUGGAAUUAUUGCUAAUCCUCAUUUCUUGGAUGCGGUGUCUCACUUCCUUUCUUGUAAGAAAGAAGAGCGUAACUUUUAUUUUCUUGGCAUUCCGAUAGGUUUCAAUCCGAGGAAGGAAGCUACUUGGAAUCCAAUGAAGAAUCGUUUGGAAGGAUGGUCAAACCGCUUUUUGAAAUUGGGAAGUAGAAUCACUCUUUUGAAAUCCGUGCUUAGUUCUUUAGCCAUUUUUACCAUGUUUUUUUUACAAGAUGCCGAGUGUAAUACGAUGAACUAA
Messenger RNA from Vicia villosa (hairy vetch), 483 nucleotides. RefSeq lists its product as uncharacterized. Lineage: Eukaryota; Viridiplantae; Streptophyta; Magnoliopsida; Fabales; Fabaceae. The record is from RefSeq and is a predicted model, not a curated record. The transcript has a single exon. The coding region runs from base 1 to 483 and encodes 160 amino acids.